AUGGCGGAACUGCGACGUCGGUUUGGCGCAGACCUCGUAUCUACAUCUACCAACGACGAGAACACUCCCUCGAAUGCGAAUUCUUCAUCGAAAGUUAUAGCCUCAGAGAAGGUGGCAGAAGCGCCCAAGGCGGAAGAUAAUUGCUAUAACAAGGUUGAGAAGGAGGUCGUAUACGUCCAGGCAUCCUCGAAACCGGAGGACGCGGUUCCCCCGAAAAGAAGAAGUAAGCGACGGAAUGGAUUGAUAUUCGGGCUUGGAGGGAUCUUUGGGAUAUUUGUGGCGCUAUUCUUCGCAAAUCAGAAUGAGGUUAUCAGUUUAGAUGCACUGCUGGAUCUCAAUAUCGACUCGCUGAUCGAUGUUAUACCUGCAGGCAUUGUCCGAGAUGCAAAAGAGUUUUCAGCGCAGGGGAUUAAGGCUACUCAUCCAGUCAUCAUGAUACCCGGAGUGAUAUCCACUGGCCUUGAGAGCUGGGGGACGGAUGAAAAGUCAAGACCGUACUUCCGAAAGCGUCUCUGGGGCAGUUGGAGCAUGAUGCGUGCACUGGUCCUUGACACUGCAGGCUGGAAGAGCAAUAUCAUGCUGGAUAAAGAGACCGGGCUUGAUCCGCCUGGAGUCAAACUACGAGCUGCCCAAGGCUUUGAUGCAACGGAUUUCUUCAUCACAGGCUACUGGAUUUGGAAUAAGAUAUUGGAAAACCUGGCGACAAUAGGAUAUGACCCGACAAAUGCAUAUUCAGCUGCAUACGACUGGAGGCUUUCAUAUCUUAACCUAGAGCAUAGAGACCACUACUUUAGCAGGCUCAAGGACCAUAUCGAAACUGCAGUGAAGCUGAACGGGAAGAAAGUGGUCCUUGUCUCACAUAGUAUGGGAUCACAGGUAGCUCUAUUCUUCUUCAAAUGGGCUGAGCACAAAGGCUACGGCAACGGUGGUCCAGACUGGGUCGAUCGUCACAUUGCGUCUUGGAUCAACGUCAGCGGCUGCAUGCUGGGUGCUUCCAAGGGCCUUACAGCAGUACUAUCCGGAGAGAUGCGAGAUACCGCCCAACUCAACGCCUUUGCAGUCUACGGCCUGGAGAAAUUCCUGUCCAAAGAAGAACGGGCUGAGAUCUUCCGUGCCAUGCCAGGUAUUUCCAGCAUGUUACCCAAGGGCGGCAACGAAGUAUGGGGCAACCAUACCUGGGCGCCAGACGACUUCCCCAAUCAGCCAGUAACUAACGGCAACCUGCUGAACUUCCGAUCAAACAGCACGCUCACAGCUGCCUCGAGGCAUAAUUUCACUGUUGAAGACGGCCUAGCUUAUUUGUACAACAUUUCCGAACCAUGGUAUCGCAACCAGCUUGACGAGAACUACUCUCAUGGCGUUGCCCAUACAGCUGCAGAAGUCGAGGCGAACGAAAACGAUCCCCGUAAAUGGUUGAAUCCGCUUGAAGUCCGCCUCCCUCUAGCCCCUAAUAUGAAGAUAUACUCGUUCUACGGCGUUGGCAAGCCAACGGAACGAAGCUACUUUUACCGCGAGGAAGUUGAUCCCUUGUCGAAACUGAAUUUGACCAUGGACACUUCUGUGAUGGAAGGGGAAGGGGAAGGACACGUUGAUCGGGGCGUUGUUAUGAACGAGGGCGAUGGGACGGUUAAUCUGCUUAGCUUGGGGUAUAUGGGCACUCGUGGAUGGAGGAUUAAGAGGUAUAACCCGGCCGGGAUACCGAUUAAAGUGUACGAGAUGCCUCAUGAGCCUGAACGGUUCUCGCCGCGUGGGGGUCCUAAUACAGCCGAUCACGUUGAUAUCCUGGGCCGAGCCUCUUUGAAUGAUUUGAUUCUGCGUGUUGCAGGGGGUAAAGGCGAUUCUAUAGAGGAGAACUACGUCUCUCGCAUCAAGGAGAUAGCCAGUCAGGUGAAGAUAUAUGAUGACGAGUAG
Molecule: messenger RNA, 1911 nt
Organism: Trichophyton benhamiae CBS 112371
Lineage: Eukaryota; Fungi; Ascomycota; Eurotiomycetes; Onygenales; Arthrodermataceae
Exons: 3
Coding region: 1-1911 (636 amino acids)
Biological process (GO): lipid storage; triglyceride biosynthetic process
Cellular component (GO): perinuclear endoplasmic reticulum; cytoplasm
Molecular function (GO): phospholipid:diacylglycerol acyltransferase activity
Source: RefSeq, a predicted model, not a curated record